Molecule: messenger RNA, 1822 nt
Organism: Jatropha curcas
Lineage: Eukaryota; Viridiplantae; Streptophyta; Magnoliopsida; Malpighiales; Euphorbiaceae
Product: Small nuclear RNA activating complex (SNAPc), subunit SNAP43 protein
Biological process (GO): snRNA transcription by RNA polymerase II; snRNA transcription by RNA polymerase III
Cellular component (GO): snRNA-activating protein complex
Molecular function (GO): sequence-specific DNA binding
Source: RefSeq, a predicted model, not a curated record
UUUCUUCUUCUUCCUCCAGCGUCGACCUCAUCCUCACCCUCUUCUCCUCUCAUUUCCGAUCACCGGAGACCAGCGCCACACCUUGCCGUCGCCCCCUCGCCGCAGCAGAUUCCGGCAUCCCUUCUCUCCUUUCUUUCGUUUUUGGCAUACGCAGAAGGCGCAGGAGAGCCGCGACAUCCUUCGAUCGGAAAGUCGCGUCGAGCCUCCUGCUCCUCAUUUUCCGACGACUCCAGCCUCUCUCGUUCGACGACGAAGCUUGGGUCUCCCUUUUUUUGCUCCCUCCUUUCCCGUUCCGGCUUGACGCAGCAAGCUGGGCAGAAGCUGCGGAUCGUGGGCUCGCGACGAUCUGUACAGUCGCGUUAUCUGCUCUCACCUUCAAGUUUCCGACAUUUUCCAGCUGAGUCUUCAACAUUUUCUUUUCUUCUUCAACUCUAAACAACUGCAGACACCACCAACUUGUAGAAUUUUAGCUCCCAAACCAAAUUAAUCUUUCGCUUGUUUACAAAUCUGUCUUUUAAACAAAUCCACUUUCUCCACUUCUCAAUCUGGAAGUGAAGAAAAAUCGAAAGCUUAGCUGCGUUAACUCUUUGGAUAACGAAACAAUCUCUGCGAUCACCACUGCUCUCAGCGAUGAGUCUGUCUCCAUUCAAGCAGGAUAUUGAUGAGCUUAUAAAUGAAUUUGUUGAGGGUGAGUCAACAACUUUGGCUGAUAUGAAAAAAUUAUGGCUCUCCAAGAAGUUCUCUUUUAUCUUUGAUGCUAUUCCUUCUGCCAAUUUAGCCUUUUUUAUGCAGUCAUUGUUUGCUCAUGCUAUUGGUUACAUGGUCAGUACUGCUUCUCUGUCUCAAAGACUGGGUGGGCUAUAUUGCCUUUACUGCCUAUAUGAGACUCAACCAUUUAAGCCUCCUUUUAAAGUCUAUCUCUCUCUUGGAGAACUAAAGAAACUUAAGAUACUUGUUACUGAUGCAAAAAAGCAGGGUAUAAAAGUUGUCUCGACUUUGGUCAGCAGAACGCUGGAGAAGAACAUGUUUCUCUUUGGGUUUGUGGAUUUAAAUAUGGGCUCUGUUACUCAGACAGUGAACCAACUGACAGAGUUGCAGAAUGCCCGCGUGCAACUUGCACAUAAGAAGUUGUUUGCGGACACUCACAUUGAACAGUUCCUCCACAUGGACCUGGGUGGAGAGCUUGAUUUUAACACAAUCAAGAAAAUGUCAGCAGAGUACGCAGAGGCCAAGAAGCGAGCCAUCCAAGAGGCCAGCAAGGUGGUUGAUGUGCAGAACAUACAGCAUAUAUCUGGCGAUAAGGAAUCGAUUGGAGAUGUAGUGGAGAACAUCACGGGGAACUGGCAUGUCCAAAGAGAAGUGUUUUGUGAGCAGACAGGAUUGAACAGAUCUCUUACACAAGAACAAGAGCAACAACAUCAAAUGCAUGAAAAGCAAGAUGAGUGUGAUGAUGAUAAUGAUGAAUUCAGACGGCAACUAGAACUGCAACUAGUUGAAGAAGCGCCACAGCAACAAGAGGAAGAAGAUGAAGAAUUCAGAUAUCAUCUGGAACUGCCACAAUUUGGAGAUCAGGAACAAGAGCAUGAAGAGCAAGAUGAUUAUGAAUUAUUCAUGAAAAGUAAGGUUAACUAGGAGAUAUGCUAUAGAAGUGGGAUAUAAUCAAGUUAGGAAGCUAAUGAAUUUUUUUUUGUAGGUAUUUCAUGAGUUCAUAUCACUCAUUUGUAAAUAAUUUAUAGAAUAUCUGGAAGGAAAAAGAAAAAGUUUACCGUUUGCUUGAGAGACUUGUUUGGCGGAAAAUAGACAGGAAAAUUGCUAUGAUUCA